Ictalurus punctatus (channel catfish) is the source of this 1972-nucleotide messenger RNA. It is a transcript of the gene purab, whose product is annotated as purine-rich element binding protein Ab. Gene Ontology annotation, cellular component: nucleus. The coding region runs from base 138 to 986 and encodes 282 amino acids. Lineage: Eukaryota; Metazoa; Chordata; Actinopteri; Siluriformes; Ictaluridae. The transcript has a single exon. The record is from RefSeq and is a predicted model, not a curated record. Gene Ontology annotation, molecular function: RNA polymerase II transcription regulatory region sequence-specific DNA binding; DNA-binding transcription factor activity, RNA polymerase II-specific; purine-rich negative regulatory element binding. Gene Ontology annotation, biological process: regulation of transcription by RNA polymerase II.
CCGGAAUUGAGUGAAUGCCCCUUUGCAGUACCUUAGUUUUCCUGCGCGUCGUUUGCAGAUAUCGCGAGAGCGGCUGUUGGGGUUAGCAGCAGGGUGAGGGAGAGACGAGAGAGAAGGUAAGCGGAGGAGGCUACAUCAUGGCGGACAGAGACAGCGGUAGCGAGCACGGAGGAUUCGCCACAGGCCCCGGUGGCGGCCCGAUGCACCAGGGGGCGAUGGGCGCUUCAUCGCGGCUCCAACAUGACACGGAGGAGCUGGCGUCGAAGCGCGUCGACAUCCAGAACAAACGCUUCUACCUGGACGUGAAGCAGAACGCCAAAGGCCGCUUUCUGAAGAUCGCCGAGGUCGGGGCUGCGGGAAAUAAGAGUCGCCUGACCCUGUCCAUGUCAGUAGCCGUGGAGUUCCGUGACUACUUGGGCGACUUCAUCGAGCACUACGCACAGCUGGGCCCCAGCCACCCGGACACAGUGCAGGACGAGCCGCGGCGAGCGCUCAAGAGCGAGUUUCUAGUGCGGGAGAAUCGGAAGUACUACAUGGAUCUGAAGGAGAACCAGAGGGGGCGGUUUCUGAGGAUCCGACAGACCGUGAAUCGGGGCCCCGGCUUGGGCACGGCGCAAGGCCAGACCAUCGCUCUUCCGGCGCAGGGGCUCAUCGAGUUCCGCGACGCUUUGGCCAAGCUCAUCGAUGACUACGGCGUGGACGAGGAUCCGGCGGAGCUGCCCGAGGGCACGUCGCUCACCGUGGACAACAAGCGCUUCUUCUUUGACGUGGGCUCGAACAAGUAUGGCGUGUUUAUGCGGGUCAGCGAAGUGAAGCCGACGUACCGCAACUCCAUCACGGUGCCGUGCAAAGUGUGGUCCAAGUUCGGUGCCACGUUCUGCAAAUACGCGGAUGAAAUGAAGAAGAUCCAGGAGAGGAGCAGGGAGAGGAGGGCGCGCGAGCUCUUACCGGAGGCCCUGCACGGCGAUGACGGGGAGGAGGAUUAAUGGACGUGACGCUUAACGGCGGAGGACGGAACAUAGCCUACUUUUCGACGAAAUGGUCAUGUAGACAGAAGUUACUGUAAAAGAAAUGCCGCGAUGGGAGAUUUCACUGGAUCGUCAUCCACACGCAACACUCACAGAUUUUUGCAGUUGCAUCACUUCGUUCAUCGACCGGUUAUUAUCCACUUACUCAACCAUAUAAAAGUAAGCCGCUGCUAUCGAUAACACGAUCCACGAACUGUGUCCGAGACGGUCAGAAUGUCAUAGGUCGGAGUUGUGUGUUUGCCCAUGCGUUUUUUUGUACACGUCCAAGCUAUUAUACUGAUAUGAUACUGUUACAAAGUGCAAAUUGAAAAAGAGAAAAAAGGAAAACAAAUGCUAAGACUUUCUAGCACAAAGCUACUGUAUUUGGGACUAUGUGAACCAAAUUUUUAAUAUGGGGGGAAAAAAAGGAAAUCUCCGUUUGAAGGUACGUUUAGGAUGAAGUGCUGUUUGUAUUGUGGGCUCACGCGCACAGUCCAUCUGCUGAACGGAUCUCGACCGAGGAAUUCGUGCACUUGUACUCAUAUGCCUUUUAAAAGCAUAAAGAGCAAAGGAAAUCGUGUUAGCUCGUCAUGCAACAUUUGUUUUCUACUCUAGAGUUGGUAAGGAGAGUAACAACUCAGUAAAGUCGGGGGUCGGAGAGACUAUUAUGCUAUUAUGACAUGAUAUAAACGUUUAUUUCUAUUAAAUAUAUCAACCCUGUUGCACCAUGCACAGCAAAAUCCACAAUGUUGAAUCCACAGUGCUAGAUUAAUUCCUCUGGGCGCAAAAGAGCAUGGUGUUAAAUCCAACACUGAGGAUUUUGCUGUGUGCCCACUGCCGUCCGGGCACGUUUCAUUCAAGUGCUAACUUAGAAAUACAAAUUUAUGAUUUUGUGAAUCAGAUGUAUUUAGAUUCUUAUAUAUAUUAAAAAAACCCACGUUUUCUGUGGGGUUUUCUUUCUUUUC